AUGCUUGAUUAUAUCAAGGAAAAGAAUAAUAUCAUCAUUACAAAAUAAAAAUCGGGGAAUUCGCUCUACUAAAGCAGCGAGUCUAGUCCAAUCAAUCUCUUAGGGAAUCACAAAAAAUAAAGAUUCCCAACCAUCUCGAAUGCAUAAUUAAAAUCUGCCAUUGAGUAAAAUUAUUUGGAACCUGGUCAGAAACAUACUAUCAUUAGAAAUCCUAAUUAGUUAACUGUAUUCCAAAUGCAAUUUGAUAUGAACUCACCUAGGACUCAAGCGGCUAUGGAAAUGCUUAAAAUACACGAGGAUGAUCUUAAUGUGUAGGAGUAUGCCAACUUUUAUUAAAAGAAAUUGAGUCAACUCUAGAACCUUGUCCAAUAUUUACAAUAUGUAUCUAAUAAAUAUCAAACAUUAAAUGACCUUUUAAAGCGAAGAAAUCAAAUCAAACAUAUUCAAUCUGAAGUUACUAAACGUUUAAACUCUAAAGAUAUCAAGAUUAAAGAUUAGUCUCUAAUUGCUGAGUAACCUGAACCCAAGAAUACUUAAAGGGAAGAUUCAUAGAUCUCUGUUAUUUUAAAUGCAGAUCAAAAAAAGGAAUUAUUCGAAAAAAAGAUAAAUAAAGAAUCUGAAAAUUACAACAAAUUUCUAAAUAUUGUUUAGGAUUAGGUUAAUAAAUAGGAGGAAUACUACAGUAAGACAGCCCCAGAAAUCUAUGAAAAAGCUGAGCAACUCAAAUAAAAGAAAUUAGAUUAAAUUAAAAAGAAAUUGAAAAGAAAGAAUCAAAAAGUAGAUUAGAUAUGUCAAAAAAUUAAACAAGAGGAGUAACUAUAAUAUAGAAAGCAUAAGAAGAUUGUUUAAGAAUUAGAAAAAGAUCUGGAUUAACAUUUUGAGAGAAAACAGAAAUUACUCUUAUAAUCAUAGGAGGAACUGGUUGAUCAAUUAAAAAAGAAAGAGGAAAAAGAGAGAGAAAGAUAAUUGAAGAGACAAAUCUAAAUAAGUUUGGAGCAAAGUAUGAUUAACUAAGUGAUGGAGUCCAUGAAAAAGAAGUCUGACUAUUUGAAUGAUUAUUUGAAUAGAAAAUAAUUAGAGGAUAGAAAGAAAUAAUAGCAAAGUUUGAAGAUGUUCGAGGAAAAAUAAAAAAAAUUAUAAGAAUCUUCUGCACAAAAGGAAAAUGAAUAUGUCAAAAUGUAUUUUAGUAAAUCAACAUAACGAUAAAUUUAACUUAAUAAACAUGAAAUUUCAUAAAUAAAACAAUAAAAAAGCCUAUCCAUGAAAAAUAGUAGGAUUAUGUAAAAGUACGAACAAUACUAAGAGUCCCUCGAUUAGAAAAGAUCUGAUUCCCUUAUUUCGAAACUUCAAGAAGCUGAUGAUAAACUCGAAAAUGGCUUGAAGAGACAUUAGUCAUUAUUGGAUUUACGAAAAUAGAAUCUAUGUGAGAAAAAUGAACAUCGUUUUAAAUUGGCUAAAGAAAAAUAAAUGGAAAAUAUGUUGGAAAAGAUUCAUAAAUAAAACAAAAUUUUAGAAAAAAAUCUCGAGAUUUCGCAAAAAAAUGAAAAAAAUAAAUAAGAAUUAGAAUUUUUGGAGAAAUACAAAAAAGAAAUAAUGUUAGAUAAAUUAAUAUAAAGAAACCAAAAAAUAUAGAAAUUAUAAUCUUGA
Messenger RNA from Paramecium tetraurelia, 1647 nucleotides. RefSeq lists its product as uncharacterized. The record is from RefSeq and is a predicted model, not a curated record. Lineage: Eukaryota; Ciliophora; Oligohymenophorea; Peniculida; Parameciidae. The transcript has 4 exons.